UUUUAUCAUUAUGUACGCACAUGCGCACUGAGCGGGAUAAUUUCCACUGACGUGAGGAGACUAGGGUGGAGAAGAUAACUAACGGGGAAUAGAUGACAAUUAGUUGCCGAGUGCAGGCUUAGGACAGUUUACUCUCUGCUAUGGAACCGAGUAGAAUAUAGCAUAUUAAUAGAUUUCUGUUUCAUCAAUUUCUAAGUGGGAUGCCACAGGACUUAUUUAUUCACCUUUAUUUGAGCUUAGCAUAGGUAUAAGAAUGUCCAUCUUCAGUAGCAAGAAACGUAAGAGGUUUAAAUUAGCACUCCUUCUGAUUCAAGUCUAUGCUCAAGAUAUUUUGGAUGAUAUAUAGAAACGCAAACAACUGUGAGAAACUGUUGCUCAGAAGAAAAUAAAGUAAAUUUGUUAAAGCUUUUAAAUUAAAGUGCAGCAUUGAAAAUCAACCAAAGAAGAUGCUACUGGGAUCUGUUCAAUUGUCGGGUAAAUCGCUAUCUGCGUCUGAGGUUAGGGAAAUAUGCGACUCUCUACGCUCUCAUUCUGUUCGUAUUCUGUCUCUUCGUGGAUGCCAGGUAGGGGAGAAGGACUUUAAGAAGAUGAUGCAGGCCCUGGCGGAGUGCAAAACAGUAGCGCAACUAAACCUAAACCUGGGUGUCGUAUGCGACCUAGAACGAGUCAAGAUGCUCGCACUUGCACUCAAUAAAAACAGAUCGCUUACGUCACUGCACCUCCAUGGUACUCCAUUAGGGGAUAAAGGUCUCACGAUGCUUAUAGAUUCUCUCUGCCUUCAUCCAGGAAUUCGCACACUCGAUCUGGGUGACUGUAACCUAGGAGACGAAGGAAUACGUCUCAUCUGUAGAAUGUUGCCGGGAAACGGCGCCAGGCCAGGUCUGAGGGAGUUGGUAUUAAGCGCAAACAACGCAGUUACUAACGUUGGAUGGGCACAUCUAGCCACUGCCAUCGCAGUACGGUCAUCUCUACGACACCUCGGCCUGGAUUAUAACACUCUUGGUGACUAUGGUGCUGGUGUGUUUGCAGUAGCAGCGGCAGUGUGUAAAUCCCUCCAAGUAAUUGAUCUUGAAGGUACUGGGAUAUCUGAGGAGGGUGGCUUGGUAUGGCAAAAUCUUUUAGAAUGCUUCCAGACAGAUUUGACAUCCGUAUUAUUGAAUGGAAACAACAUCAGUACAGACACACUAAACACCAUCAAAGGUUCAGUUACUGUCCAUGAAAUCCCUGCCACAAGCUCUGAAAAUAAAGACAGCGAUAGUGACACUCAUUGUACAUUUUCACGUGGAACUUUUAGACGGCGGAGAAUGUCAGGGGGAGACGUAGCGAGGAUCAAUUACCCAAGAAGUAGCUUAGCAACAUCUUCUGUUAAUACCGGUGCAUCUAGAGCCAAAGGAAAAGAGCGUUCGCGCUCAGCGUCACGACGGAACUCAUUUCCAACGAUAAGAAAGAAAGUUGCACCGGGGGCUAGCGGAUACUCCUCUGAUCUUAGUGGUUCUGAAACAGAUGGUAGAAAAUUAGAAAAUACAAGCAAAGAAGCAAAAUGCCUUGGAAAUGGGUCUGAUAAUGGUGUACAAGGAAUUAACGUAGGGGGAAGAAAUAGUCCACGGCAACUAAUAUCGCCAAAACAUACGAGACGAGAAAGUUUAGGAAGUAGUCACGAUGAGUGUAGCUGCAAUGACGAUGCAGACGACGAAAAGGAUAACUUAGAAAAUAGCUCUAGUUCUCGCGAGAAAUUACGAGACGUAAAUUCACGAAAGCUGCAACUUCAAAGGACUUUUACCGGUCAAAGGAUUGCUAAAACAGGAGAGGAACGGGAUCAGUUUGAUAGUGACAGACUUUAUUCCCCAAGGAAAAUAAAAGCCGGACGACGAAGAAGUUCUCCAAGACCAUCUCUUCCAACUCUAUAUCAGACACUUUAAAAUCAUAAUAAACUGUAACAUAUUGCAUGCAUCCCAUUCAAAACUUGGGUGUUGCAGUUUUAGAUCUAUUAAGUGGGGUACAAAAGACCCUAAAAGCUCUGUUCACACUCUCAAAUUUGAUGUGACAUAUUUGUGUGACGUGCCCAUAUAUGUGCAUGAUGAUGUCAUUUUAUUACUCCUUUUUAUGGGCAAUUCAAUAUUUGUCACAUAAAAUUUUAUAGCAUAGACAAACCUUUAAGCUCUGUCGACACUAUAAAAUUGGAUGACAUAUUUGUGUGGUGUGCCCUUAUAUGUGCGUGAUGUGCCCUUAUAUGUGCGUGAUGAUAUAAUUUUAUUACACCCAUAUAUGGGCAAUUUGUCACCUAAAAUUUUACAGCAUAGACAUACUUUUAGGUUCUGUCCACACAUCCAAUUUGAUGUGACAAACUUGUGUGAUGUGCACAUAUAUGGCCAUAUCACAUUUAUUUGUCACAUAAGAUUUUAUAGUGUGGACAGACCAUACUAUCAAAUUUUAUGUAACAAAUUGCCCAUAUAUGGGUGUAAUAAAAUAUGACAUUAUCAUGUACAUAUGGGUGUAAUAUGACAUCAUUAUACCCAUAUAUGGGUGUGGUAUGAAAUUACCAUGCCCUUAUAUGGGCAAAUUAUAGAUAUUUGUCACAGAAAAGGUGAUAUUGUGGGCAGAGAUGACCACAUUAUAAUAAGUGUUCACUAUUUCAAUAACCACGUCUUAUUAUCUGUGAUGUCAUUCAACUAUACGCUUUUAGUAACAGCAGCUAAAUACAUCUAUAUAUCUUAAAAGUCUUGAAAACACUGGAAUAAAUGUAUUUUAAUGAGUGCAAAUUAUUAAUACAAAUAAGUACACAUAACCAUGGAUUAAAUGAGCAAAUAAAGAAACUACAAAAACAAAAGA
Messenger RNA from Anneissia japonica, 2829 nucleotides. Its product is annotated as leucine-rich repeat-containing protein 73-like. Bases 447 to 1919 code for a protein of 490 amino acids. NCBI's taxonomy places the organism in Eukaryota, Metazoa, Echinodermata, Crinoidea, Comatulida, Comatulidae. The transcript has 6 exons. The record is from RefSeq and is a predicted model, not a curated record. Gene Ontology annotation, molecular function: protein binding.